Molecule: messenger RNA, 315 nt
Organism: Plasmodium gallinaceum
Lineage: Eukaryota; Apicomplexa; Aconoidasida; Haemosporida; Plasmodiidae
Product: thioredoxin 1, putative
Exons: 2
Coding region: 1-315 (104 amino acids)
Molecular function (GO): protein-disulfide reductase activity
Source: RefSeq, a predicted model, not a curated record
AUGGUAAAAAUUAUAAGUAGCCAAGCAGAUUUUGAAGAUAUAAUUUCUCAAAACGAUGUAGUUAUUGUUGAUUUUUUUGCUGAAUGGUGUGGACCCUGUAAAAGAAUAGCUCCUUUUUACGAGGAAUGUUCAGAAAAAUAUAAAAAUAUUGUUUUUAUAAAAGUAGAUGUAGAUGAAGCAUCAGAAGUAACUGAAAAAGAAAAUAUAACAUCAAUGCCAACAUUUAAAGUUUAUAAAAAAGGAGUUUCUGUAGAAACUUUAUUAGGAGCAAAUGAUACAGCUUUAAAACAGCUAAUUGAAAAAUAUGCAGCUUAA